Molecule: messenger RNA, 1866 nt
Organism: Penicillium canescens
Lineage: Eukaryota; Fungi; Ascomycota; Eurotiomycetes; Eurotiales; Aspergillaceae
Product: DUF3176 domain-containing protein
Exons: 2
Coding region: 1-1866 (621 amino acids)
Source: RefSeq, a predicted model, not a curated record
AUGAGAUAUUUCGCACCACAGCAAAAGUCUCCUACCAAUAUCCAAGGUACAGAUCGGAAAAACGAGUCCAAGAAAAAUGAGACUCACAGCUCUUCAGUGCAUGGCGCCGAAAAUCUUUGGAAAAGGUUUUCUGUCCGGAUAUUUUCAGUGUCUAGCGAGCACACAAGUGAGAAUGUCGCUGAACGGCUUCUAGACGACGGUCGGUCAUCCCGUUGGGAUGCAAAAAUGCUUGACACAUGGUUCUAUGAGAUCUGUGCUCUUUGUUUUAGUACUUUGUGUUUCGUUGCCAUACUGUGUGUUUUGCGAGUUUACGACCAGAAACCUACCCCGAAGCUUUCCAACGGCCUCACUUUGAAUACUGUGAUCUCAGUGCUUGCAACUGCCUCCAAGUCGUCUUUGAUAUAUGUCGUGGGAGAAUCCAUUGGUCAAUUAAAAUGGAUCUUCUUCCAUACAGCUUCAAACCCGCUUUCCUACAUGCAGGCCUACGAUAGUGCAAGCCGGGGGCCAUGGGGCUCCUUGAUGAUCCUCUUCAAGGACAAAGGCCGCUCGCUUGUGACUAUCGGCGCUCUGAUCACUAUUUUGGCCCUGGUGUUUGAUCCGUUUGUGCAGCAGGUCCUGACAUAUCCUGUCAGAGAGACAAUGAUUCAGUCUGAUUCCGUGAUGACUGAAAGAUCACGGAAUCUUAUGCCUGGAGAUAACAACGUGGACUUCACAGACGCGAUUAAUAUUGCGUUCUGGACUGAUAACUUUUCGUCAAACCCAACCUGUCCGUCUGGCAAUUGCACUUGGCCGCCGUUUCUGUCCGUUGAUCUAUGCAGAAACUGUGAAGACAUCACUUUGAGCGCAGAGCUCGUGGGUUGUGAGGACGUUCCUUUCAACACAAGCCUCAAUGCAAACCAAUCAGUGGUGUGCAGUGUCAGCGUACCUCAGGGACGCUGGGCAUCGGUUCCGUUCGGGAUCUUACCCCUUUACGGAAACGAUCCCUCUCUCGAAGAAUCCGAUUUGGCAUUUGUCAUGUUUCCUCCCAAAGAUAUUGUUUGGACAGUCGACAGGUUAUUCCCGGACAGCCGCUAUCUACCCAACAAAACCUAUAGUGGAUCUCAUCCCGAGAGUGGGCUCAAGAUCAGCAAAGUCACCCAGUGUGCGCUCUCGCUUUGCGCACGAACAUACAACGUAUCAGUAUCCGGUGGAAAUCCCAACAUUGGCUUCUCAACACCAGAUUACGGAAUGUUUUCCAUAUCUGAUCCCUUCAAUCUCAAUGACAUAUGUUGGAAACCGCAUGGCAUGGGUCCGCCAGUCAAAGACAACCAGUUCCAGGGGUCCUUUAAGAACGAGACCGAGUUUGCGUUCUGUCCGGCACUUAUACUUCUUGACUAUGACCUUCAGCUACAUGGUACAUCAGCAUAUACCUUAGAAUGGCGAAAUUCCGACCCUGGGUGGCUUUUUCGGCGUCUAGACCAACCCUCUUCUCCAAAUAUGCAGAAGAUUAUAACGUUGGGCUUGGAGAAGGUGACGGAGAAUUUAGCGGCGUCCAUCACGAAAUUCGGUCGCACUAUCGGCAACGAAACCGUGACUGGAAUCAUGGCUAUAAAUCAGUCUUUUGUCACUGUACACUGGCAAUGGCUGACGCUUCCAGCUCUUCUGAUUAUUCUCGGGAUUGUUCUUCUGCUUUCAACGAUUCACUUCAAUAAGACGAAUCUCUGGGGGAAUUCUUCGCUUGCUGCUCUUUAUCACGGAUUGGAAAGUGGCCCAGUGGCAGAAAAUGAUUCUCUCAGCGGGAUGGAACAAACGGCAAGCAAAGUCAAGGCGAGAUUAGGAAUUUCUGAGACAAGCGGUGCGUUAGUACUUCAGAUACAGAAUCGAUAA